AUGCUUUAUUUCAGACAAUGUCUCUUUCUUACUACCGGAUUGGCCACUGCCUUAAUCCUCCCCAACCCUGCUAGUACCGAUUUAUUAGGCGUUUUCGGAAGGUCUAGCAUUUCUGCACCCGACAGUGUCUAUGCUCUAGAGAAUCCUAGGAUCUCUCAAAGGGCCCCCGCUAGCGAUGGCAAAGAACUUGAGGCGUCUACACCUUCCUGGGAGGACGACCCACCUACUCCUGAAACCCUUGUGGAUGUGGUGCCACUUGUACACCGGGAAAGCAAUGACCUUGAAGCCUAUAAAUCACCAGACGAUAAACGCAAAUUCGUCGUUGGUAUGGCAUCUCAAAUUGUUACUUCGGCCUAUUGGGUCUUUGAUCUGUGGUUGGUCCAGCAGAGGACCAGCGCGAACUUAUGGAGAGGCGGCGAUGUUUCCAGCUCGCUUGGCGAAACCUCCGUCACAAUUGCCGCCCUGCGAACAAUCUACAAUUCCGAAAACCAAUUUAGAGGCGCUGCCGAUUUCGUUUUGAAGGGAGCUCAAGAUACUGUUGAGGUCGUUAUCAAUUUUACUGCGGAGGUUUUCGGGUCAGCAGCCGCCUUUAGCAUUAUGCAAAUGAUCAACCCUCCAACCUGCACCAUCGGUGGUGUGAGUGUUCCGAUCUCAAGUUGGUCUUUCGAUCCAACGCCUUAAAUGAUCGCAGCUCGCUAGCUCGCUGGAGGGACCUCGCA
This is a messenger RNA of Hyaloscypha bicolor E, 719 nucleotides long. RefSeq lists its product as uncharacterized. The coding region runs from base 1 to 681 and encodes 226 amino acids. Lineage: Eukaryota; Fungi; Ascomycota; Leotiomycetes; Helotiales; Hyaloscyphaceae. The record is from RefSeq and is a predicted model, not a curated record. The transcript has a single exon.